Exaiptasia diaphana is the source of this 1129-nucleotide messenger RNA. RefSeq names its product UDP-glucuronosyltransferase 1-9. The coding region runs from base 9 to 668 and encodes 219 amino acids. Gene Ontology annotation, molecular function: UDP-glycosyltransferase activity. Lineage: Eukaryota; Metazoa; Cnidaria; Anthozoa; Actiniaria; Aiptasiidae. The transcript is spliced from 3 exons. The record is from RefSeq and is a predicted model, not a curated record.
UUGCAACGAUGAACGAAGCGUUUUCUAAACUGCCUCAGAAAGUCAUUUGGAGAUUGAACAAAGAGAAAUUUGAAGGAAAACUUGCUUCAAACACGAAAACAUCUCGCUGGCUACCGCAGAACGAUAUUCUUGGUCAUCCAAAAACCAAACUGUUCAUAACACAUGCUGGAGCCAGUGGGCUCGCCGAGGCGGUGUACCACGGUGUUCCAAUGAUCUGCUCACCUUUCUUUGGAGAUCAGUUUGAUAAUGCACGCAGUGUGGAGUACAUUGGUCUUGGUGAGAUGCUUAGCGUCAAGACGACAACUGCUGACCAACUUGUUGAGAUGAUAAACAAAGUACUGACCAAGAAAAGGUAUAAAGAAAAGGCUGGUUAUGUCUCUAGAGUAGUGAAAAUGCGUCCAAGGACCGCACUGGAAGAAGCAGCAGAGCUUAUAGAAUACCUCCAUGCCGUUGGUAACCUGGCUCAUCUCAAACCAAAGGGCCUGGAACUACCUUUCUAUCAGCUAUACAUGCUAGAUGUAUUGUUGGUUCUUGGAAUAGUAUUUCUAUUGGUCUUGUUUAUAGUUGUAUUUGUGAUAAAACGAGUAAUUAAUUUUUGCUGUUGUCGUCAAAAGAAACGAGUGAUUAACCUUUGCUGUGGCGCUCCAAAGAAAACCAAAACGUCUUAAUAACCAGAUUAUUCCUUGUUGUGUAAUCAUGAAAAGAAAAAAAGCAAUCAAYAUACAGCAAAAGAUUGUGUGAUAUGURAUGAACCCUGAAGGAMCCUGAAAAACCCUGAAGGAACCUGAGGGACCCUGUGAGUCAGAAAAUUUGGAAACCGCUGUCAAAAAUUGGUCGUAUUAAGGGUGGCUUGCCAACCCCUGUUUAGGGUUCAAAAAUCCAGAAAUAAAAGAGGAAUUAAAUGUGAAUGGGACUCAUUCUGAAUAACAGACUAGCGUUCAUUUGAAAGAAAUCUCAUUUUCGCGGCCUUAAAAUCUAUCUAUUUUAUAAUUUUUCUUKAGUUACUAGCCCCCCACCCCAACCCAGUGAAUGAUUUUACCAACAACAUUUAGAGACAUUCUUUGUUUUGAGAAUACUAUUAGGAUAUAUCACAGAUUCUAUUAAUUAAUAAUUAAAAUGAUUAACAGUU